AACUCCACCCACACUUUCUUUCUCCCCUUCUCCCCCCCUCCCCUUCCCCCCAAAAAAAACCCACACGAAUUCUCUUUUCUUCGUACUUCGCUUAUCUCUCCUCUCAAUUUUCCAUCUGCCUCGUUCUGACGGCCUUCAUUUCUGCAAUCCGUGGCCGGCUGGUGCCAUCAUGCUUGCAGAUCUCCUGGAGCAUCGCAAUGCCAUAAGUCGCCCUCCUGUCCAUUCCGCCCCUCGAUCGCCACCACUAUGACCUCCGAUAAACAAUCCCACGGCCAUCUCGCCAAACCUCUAACCCCCGCCCUCAGUGCAGCUUUUCAUCGCACCCAAUCUAAAUCUCCUUUAACCCCUCGACUCGCUACGCCCGCGGGUUAUCGCACCCCUAAUCGCUCGACCCCCUCCGAGCAUCCCUCCUCGGCCCUUGGUCGGCGGGAGCCGGAGCCCUCCCUCCUCAGUGCCAACGUGACCCCUCGAUCCGGCUCCCGCGCCAGCAGACGAGAUGGGACGACCUCUUCGCCGAGUACUUUCUCCUCGAAUGGUACCAAUUCGCUCCAUGUGAGCUGGGCACAGCCCAGCGUGGCUCAGGGGGGUUCUCAGGGGCGGUUCCGCACGGAGCGGAGCCCCGUCCGGGGGGCCAUGCUGGAACCCCCCAAAGUCGCCCGAUCCAAGCCAGUGGCAAUCGAAUCGAACUACCUGCCGCGACCUACUAUAUCCUCCGAAAAUGCUUCUGCAUCUCCCAUGUUCUUUCACGCCAGUGAUGCCCGAUCCACUAUUUCGUCAUCCGAGUCAGAUGUGCGGCCUAAAUUGACGAGCAAAUCAGCUUCCGCGACCACAUUCGUCUACGCCAAUGGACAGGAGGAGCGACCGGCCCCGGCGAGUGAUGUUGGUACCGGACCAACCCCGUACAAACGUCGAUCGCUGUCACGCUCGGUGGUCUCCUCGAAGCCGGCCUCUCCGUCGCCGCGACUACGCCCUGCCCGGGUAAACUCGAACCCCCGCUUGUCGGAUGGGCUGACGUCUCAGGUUAGCUCUCAAUUGGAAGAGCCCUCAGAACCGAGUCUCACUCCGCAAAGCCCUCCGUUGAGCACUGUCUCUGCCCGACCUAUCCCCGCGGUGCGUCAUCUCAAGUCGUCCAGCGUGGACUCGGCCACCAAUGGGACCCCGCCUCAUCCCCACCACAAAGAAGGCCUGAGGCCUAGCCCUUUAAUCAUAUCUCCCUCCGAGCCCAAGCUCGAUACCAGCAGCAUCGCGACCGACCCGUUACCGGGGCUCCGUCCGCGCGUCUUCAGCAACGGGUCGAUCGCCUCCGUCGAUACGCAUGGUUCCGGCAUGCAGAGCCCGUCGAAGUCGGAGAGUGGCGGACCCGCUUCCAACGGGGUGGCCUUGAAUGCGCGGACCGAGCGGAAAAUCAUGGAUCUGGAGAUCAGCAACUCGUCGCUGCUGGCCAUCAACCGAACCCUGGAGCGCGAGAUGCGGAAGCAGAACGCGGAACUCCGACGAUACCGACGGCUGAGUCGAUCGGGGCGGCUGUCCAUGGCACAGUCGACUCGAUCUGCGUCUGCCACGCUGUCCAUUCACAGUGAGGUUGAUGAAGCCCACAGCGAGCGCUCCUCCCCGCGGUCGUCGCCGGAGGAGUUGUCCGACUUGAGCGACGAGGAGGAGGACUCGAUGGCGGAUUCGGGAGUGCUGAGCCCGGCCGAUUCGCAGGCCGAACCGGAUGCGAGCCAUCGACCGCGGGAUGAGAAACGGUUCCUCCUCGACCUGGCCAAACAUCAGGAGCUGCUCGCAGACAGUCAGCGGAUGAACCAGAGCCUCAAGCGAUGCCUGGGGUGGACGGAGGAGCUCAUCAAGGAGGGCCAGCGGGCGCUGGAGUACCGAGUCCAUGUGAGCGACGUGCAACUGGGGGGCCGAGUGCUCGCCCCGGAGGAGAUGCAUGACCUCAACGACCCGGAGUAUGUGGUGCCUGCCCUCCCGAGCUCCGGGGCGUCCGAGACGCUGUCCGACGGGUCGCUUUCGGAGCAGGAGCUGUCCGACGACGAGCAGCUGUCCGAUGAGGCCAUUGACGAUGGCCUGCCUUGAGCGUCAUCUUUUCUACUUAAUACCUAAUCUUCGACAAUGGGCCUUGAUUUUGCAGCAUAUAUUCGUGAGAGGGGUUUUGUGGGUCCGCGACUAAAGCUGGCAUUUAGUCUUGAUGUGCGUUUGUUACCAGCGAUAGCGAUAGAUUGAUUUGCCGGGCUGAUCCGCAGCUUCUGGUACUGGUUACUGUUACUGUUUAGUAGAUACCCCCCCGCCAGCGUUUAGACUUAUUCGAUAGAACUUGCAGGAUUCUACUGUAUGCA
Molecule: messenger RNA, 2336 nt
Organism: Aspergillus saccharolyticus JOP 1030-1
Lineage: Eukaryota; Fungi; Ascomycota; Eurotiomycetes; Eurotiales; Aspergillaceae
Exons: 1
Coding region: 247-2076 (609 amino acids)
Source: RefSeq, a predicted model, not a curated record